AUGUGCACUAAAAAUAAUCCGUCUUUAAAUAUAGCGGCACUUGGUCGUCCGUUCCAACUUGGAAUGUUGUAUGACUAUAGAAGCGAUAAACUUAUCCCCGAUAUAUCAGUAUGGGAAUCGGAUCCAUCUUCGCAACACAUUAGUUGGCAGCCAUUAUCAUGGAAGAAAUGUGAACUUUAUAUGACAGAUACUUUCACCGAAAAAGCAGAUUUAUUAAACAUUGAUAACAAUCUUAAACUGAGUGUAUUAGCUAACCUUGUUAAGUUAUCACGUUCGGAAAAAUUAAUUGAUGAUCGAAACCAAACAAAUCAUGUUCUACGAUUUAUUUUAAAGUAUUCAGUGACAAAAAAUCUUCAUGCAUUAACAAUGACUAAUAUGAAAAUAAGAGAUUCAAAAUAUCGAGAAGUACUAGAUCAAAAAAUUGCUACUCAUAUUGUUACUGAUAUUGUUUAUGGUGGUGAUAUAUUUUUCGUAUUAGAUCGUACAUUAUCAAAUGAUGAAGAUCGUACAGAUAUUGAAAAUCGUAUCAAACAAUUUUUGAUAAAAUUUGAAACAUUUCAAGUACUCGAUAAUGGUACAUUGAAUUGGAAUUAUCAUGAAAAAGAACUAGCUCAAACAUUAAGAUGUCAAUAUUAUGGUGAUUUUCCAACAGACUCGAAUCCAAGAACAUUUGAAGAAAUUGUAAAACUAUACAAACAUUUAUUGAAAUCUACACAGCAACUUUAUGAUAUUGUAGUAAUAAAACAAGUACGGAUAUAUCCGCUGUAUUUGUUGGAUAAAUUUCGUUUAGCAAAGAAAAAUUUUCAUCAAAUUAAUGAUCUUAUCCUUAUCGAAUCUUUGAAAAUUUUUGAUAAUUUUUAUCGAUUCGAAGUGACUUUAUAUGAUUUAAAAAGUAGUUUAUCAUUCAUUAGAAUAUUCUAUCGAACUGAAGAGCAAAUAUUAAUAGUUCUAAAUCGACUAUCUGAUAUAGAAAAUAAUACGAGAAAUGAAAUGAUGAAAUUGUUACCGAAAAUUCGUGCUGGUUUUGUGAAAGAAACGGCUCUGACUAAGCUGUUGAGCAAACUUGAUUUGUCUCCAUGCAAUCAACCAAGGCUAACCGAUUGGAUUCAAUUUAAAAGAGAAGAAAUCAAUAUAUUUAAGGAUUUUAUGAAUGAUCUAAGAAAACAAGAUAAUAUUCGACAAUUAGCAAGACCAUUUGCUGAGGUUCAAAAGAACUAUGCAUCACAAUCUAUUCUUCGUUUGAUUAUUCAUGUCACAGCGAAAAAUGAUUUAUUUUUAAAGGAAAUACUCCAGUGUCUUGAUGGGAAUAUAAAAGAAUUAACACAUCAAUAUACAACACAAGAUUUUUGGUUCAAUGAUGAUAAUCUGUCGUUGAUUAUGAACCGCAUUCGGUUAUUUAUUAAAUUUGCCGAACUCAAUAACUCUCAACCAAAUUUUGAAUUUAUUGUUAAUGAAGAAUAUGCAGAUGAAUUUCAAAUGAAUAAAGGGGUGACAUGUCUUCUUUAUGAAAAUAGUGUUGCGACCAAUUUCGAAAUUCCAAGUAAACCAGGACGACCAAUUGCAACAAAGGUUUCAGAUUGCAACGUAACACUUCAUUGGGCUAAACCUAUCUACGGAAGUCAACAUAUUCAACACUAUAAGAUUUACAGUAAAUGUAUUAUGCCGAAUUCCAAAUGGAAAUUAUUAUUAUCGACAACUGAUGCAAAAACAUCCGUGAAUAUUCCGCAUCUUAGAAAAAGAAAAUAUCAGUUUAAAAUACAAGGCACUACUUUAGUGGGUGAUACGAUUGAAAGUGAUGCUAGUGAUAUAAUUGGUUAG
This is a messenger RNA of Rotaria sp. Silwood1, 1818 nucleotides long. Lineage: Eukaryota; Metazoa; Rotifera; Eurotatoria; Philodinida; Philodinidae. The record is from the annotation of a GenBank genome assembly.